Ostrinia furnacalis (Asian corn borer) is the source of this 3434-nucleotide messenger RNA. It is a transcript of the gene Ago2, whose product is annotated as argonaute 2. NCBI's taxonomy places the organism in Eukaryota, Metazoa, Arthropoda, Insecta, Lepidoptera, Crambidae. Bases 224 to 3376 code for a protein of 1050 amino acids. Gene Ontology annotation, molecular function: protein binding; RNA binding. The transcript is spliced from 22 exons. The record is from RefSeq and is a predicted model, not a curated record.
AAAAAUUUCAAUCGAUCACUUUUGUCUCUGAUGUGUUCUUUACCUUGUGUAUUUGUUGAUUUUAUAAUUUGUCGCGAAAUUACAGUGCUUGAAGAAAUAAUUACUCUUCUAGAUUCUAGAAUCAUUGAAAGUGCUGUGUGAAACGAUAGCCAAGAUAUUAGAAUAAUUGGAUACUACGUUCCUAGAAGUUUGACUGAGAACAGAUUCAAAUCAAGCUACGAAGAUGGGGAGAGGUAAGAAGGAUAAAAGGGAUAGAAGGAGUUCAACUCAUGAAGUCGAGGCUGAGGUCGAAGCGAUGUCGCUCAGUGACGCCCCGUCUACGUCACAAGCGCCACCGCCUGACCCCGAGGAAGAAGGCCUCUCCUCUGCUUCUGUUAAAAGGAAGAAGAAGAAGGAGGAAAGGAAAGCUGCUCUGAUGUCUUUACAGACGUCCAAAAAACCUGAAGAAGCCAAGGUCAUUGAGCCGGAGCCUGUCGCACCGGCACAGCCUGAACCAGUGAAGAUGGAGGUAGAGGAGGAAGCAGGCUUGGGAUUAGGACUAUCUGGCGGGAAGAAAAGGCCGAAGAGGAAGCCUAAAGGUGCAGCCGCAGCUGAGCCGGCUCAUCAAAGCUCUAGCACUACGUCGGCAUCAAUGCCACCGCCUGCCGGACCCGCCAGACAAGCUCCGGCUUCUGCGUGGCCCACUCCUUCACCUACAAGUGCUCCCGCCCAGGCCUGGGGAGGCCCGAAAGGCGACCGUCCCUCUACUGCGAUCUCACAAAGCGCGUCUUCUGCGUCAUCCACUUCCACCACCGCGCAAACUCCACAACCUUCUACGUCGUACACUUCGAUUCCUGAAUCGAAGUUACCACGACAAACCGACACCACUGUGGCGAGGCCCGAAGGGAGAUAUACCAAAUAUGAACCAGUCGCGUGCCGAUUUAAAAUUCCCAAGAGGAUUGAGGGCAAUACUGUGCCCCACAGGAAAGUUCAAAUCUUGUGCAACUAUUUGGCCAUGACAAUAAAGGGUUUGAAAAUUAGUCGUUAUGACGUCUCUUUCAAACCUGAUCGCCCAAAGAAGAUGCUAGGAAAAGUAUUUUUGGUCUCAAAGGCUCAACAUUUUCCUAACAAUGAAGUGGCAUUUGAUCAAAUCAAAAAUUGCUAUGCACUGACUCCAUUAAAAAACGUGACGGCCCAGGACCGUUAUGUAACAAACGUGACAAUGCUUGAUCCUAAUGGGAAAGAAAUGAAAUUCGAAGUGUCCUAUAAGUUCACAGGAAUUGUGGACCUUAACACAAUCAUAAACUACAUGGAAACCGGUGCCACGUCGCUUUCCCCUCCAACCGAAGCCAUCCAGUGCGUUGACGUAAUAUUACGCCAAGGGACUCUGGAAUCCUAUGUCAAGGCUGGCCGUCAAUUCUUUAAGCGGCCAGAAUAUCCUACGAACUUGGGCGACGGUCUUGAGAUUUGGACCGGUCUCUUCCAAUCUGGAAUAUUCACCUCCAGGCCUUUCGUCAACAUAGACGUUGCGCACAAGGGAUUCCCCAAAGAGCAGUGUUUGCUUGAAUCAUACAAAGAAUUCAGGUUGGAUUUAUAUAAACCGUUGGAGGCUCAACGGGGUCGCCAAGUUGAGGCCUUUACUAAUUUCCUAAAAGGACUCCGCGUGUCCGCGGUGAUCAAUCCUGGCGCCGGCAAAAACGUGCAGUCGCAAACGCGCGAGUUCGUUAUCAACGGGCUCGUCGAGCCAGCUAACAAACUGUAUUUCCCAUUGGAUGAGGGGGGAAAAGUUAAGAAAAUGCUGGUCGCCGAAUAUUUCGAACGAGUGAAGCACGUAAGGCUGAGGUAUCCCGACCUGAACUGCGUCUGGGUAGGCCCGAGGGAGAAAACAAUUUACUAUCCGAUGGAGUUGCUGACCGUUGUUUACGGACAGGCCCAGAACAAACAACUGAACGAUUUGCAACUGGCCACAAUGGUCAGGCAAGCGGCCACUCCGCCGGAUGUGCGCAAGAAGAAGAUCCAGGAUGUCAUCACCAGUAUGAACUAUGCGCACAAUCCGUAUUUCCACAAGUUUGGACUGCACAUAUCCGACAAGUUCUAUCCGGUCGACGCCAAAGUCCUGCACCCUCCGAGGCUAGAAGUGGGAGGAGGGAAGUCGGUUGAGCCAAGGCGCGGGGCAUGGAUAGCCGAACGCGUGCUAAAGCCCGAAGCGUUGACUUCUUGGGGCAUCGUUGCGGUGGAGACUGAGCCAGAUAGAUGCGAUUUCGAUAACAUCAUCCGAUUGAUGAUGUCGGUUGGAAGACAGAUGGGUAUGAACGUGUCCCCGCCGGCCAUACGGCGCUUCGACCUUAAAUUGAAGGACCUCCAUAGCGCCUUCUUGGGCGCUACCAAAGACGGGAUCAACUUCAUGUUCGUCAUCGUCUCUUCCAGGGGCCGCGACUACUAUCAUAGGGUCAAACAAUACGCUGAAAGAGAAGUCGGUAUCCUGACCCAAUGCAUCAAGGAGGCCACUAUACAAACGCGUAUGAACCAGCAAACUGCCCGCAAUAUUCUUCUGAAGGUGAAUUCCAAGCUCAUGGGCAUCAACCAAGCGUUGGACAAGACCAGUAUCCCGAAGUGUCUCCGAGACGGCGGCGUUAUGGUUGUUGGUGCUGACGUCACUCACCCGUCGCCCGAACAAAGCAACAUACCGAGCAUUGCCGCUGUCACGGCUUCGAUCGAUCCAAAGUGCUUCAUGUAUAACAUUGAACUCAGUAUUCAAACGCCCAAGAAAGAGAUGAUCGUCGAGUUCCAAGACAUGAUGGUGGAACACCUGAAAGUGUACCGCGCUCACCAGAAAGCUUUGCCCAAGAAGAUCUUUGUCUUCCGCGAUGGUGUUUCUGAGGGACAAUUUGCUCAAGUCAUGAACAGCGAACUACAGGCGGUGCUUGACGCGUACCGAACCAUCGCCGGGCCCAAUGCUAGGCCCGAGGUUCUGUUCUUGCUUGUGCAGAAGCGACAUCACACGAGACUGUUCAUACCGAAUAGCGCCAACAACGUGGAUCCUGGGACCGUGGUGGACAAAGAUAUUGUCCACGCUAGCGAGUUGGACUUUUAUUUGGUGUCUCACCACGCCAUCAAAGGCACGGCUCGCCCGACGCGCUACCACGCCGUGUGCAACGACGGCCGCAUCCCGCACGACGAGGUCGAACAGCUGACGUUCUACCUCUGCCAUCUGUACUCACGAUGCACCCGCUCCGUGUCGUAUCCCACGCCCACUUACUACGCGCAUCUGGCGUGUCUGCGGGCCCGCUCGCUGACCCACGGCGAAAAAUUCGACAACAAGGAAUUGGAACGUCACCCCAAGCGACUCCGUGUUAUGGACAAGAUUCUGCAGUCUAGCCGAAUGUUCUUUGUGUAAUUAGCCAGUUAAAUGUUGUAAACGUAUUUUUACUUAUUCUACAUAAUAAAAAAAAAAA